AUGGCUCAGCCAAGGCUUUUCCAAUACGCGGCCGAGAAUAUGUUCCGGGACCUGAUCCAGGAAAAAGCCCACAAAUAUGGAUACGGGAGGAGCACGUCGGAGUUAAAUGCCUUCCUUCAAUUGCUGACCAGGGAGAACUUCACUGACUUCAUGGGGGUCUCUAAUAAGUACUAUCCAAUCACUGCAAGCGAGAUGUUCCAACAUGUUUACGGGGUCUCGGUGGAGCGGUGCCACCAGAUAAUGUACGGCAAUUCGGAAGAUGGCGACUCGAAGGAUAACGAUUCGAGGGAGGAGGGAUCUGAGCCUGAAGGGCCAGAUUAUGGCAACAACCCUGACCAGGAUCCACUCGCCGGAAACUACUACAUUGUGGUCAACACGGAUUUCAGCAGUUCAUAUCCGCCGUCACAAUCCGGAUCGCGGCUGGGCUUAGAGACGAUGUCCAUGCAACGUGACCCAUUCUGGUGGGAACCCGAAGAAGUCGUGUUCUAUGUUCAGAUACGCGAGGAACUGCGAAUGCUUGAGGAAGCCCUUCGCGAUUCUGGGCUCCUUGAGGCCACGCAGAAAAUAGGCAUGAUCCUGAAGGAUGGUGAAGUUGAAAGGUUGUUUACAGGUCGGGAGGGUGUUGGACGUUAUUGGCAGCCUGCGGUUCAGUUUCGAUAGAUGGCGU
This is a messenger RNA of Mytilinidion resinicola, 667 nucleotides long. RefSeq lists its product as uncharacterized. NCBI's taxonomy places the organism in Eukaryota, Fungi, Ascomycota, Dothideomycetes, Mytilinidiales, Mytilinidiaceae. The record is from RefSeq and is a predicted model, not a curated record. The transcript is spliced from 2 exons. The coding region runs from base 1 to 660 and encodes 219 amino acids.